Messenger RNA from Ceratosolen solmsi marchali, 1194 nucleotides. It is a transcript of the gene ECSIT, whose product is annotated as evolutionarily conserved signaling intermediate in Toll pathway, mitochondrial. Bases 1 to 1194 code for a protein of 397 amino acids. The transcript has 3 exons. NCBI's taxonomy places the organism in Eukaryota, Metazoa, Arthropoda, Insecta, Hymenoptera, Agaonidae. Gene Ontology annotation, biological process: cell surface receptor protein serine/threonine kinase signaling pathway; innate immune response. The record is from RefSeq and is a predicted model, not a curated record. Gene Ontology annotation, cellular component: mitochondrion.
AUGUUCAGUAUAUUUAUGAGAUGGUAUGAGCCAAUAUUGAGUAUUGAAAUAAAUCGAAAACAAACUAGUAGUCAAAAUUCCAAUAGAAUUGAUAAAGAAAAUGAUAAAAAACAUGAAGAAAAAACACGUAGAGAAAGCAUAACAGGAAAAGAGUUACAAAUAAGUACUUUUCAUACAACAGAAAAAAAAGAUAAAGAUACUUAUUUAGAGUGUUUACGAAUAUACAAGAGUCAUAUUAGUAUAAGAAGUGACAGUGUUAUUUUUAUUACAAUUGCAUUGAAGUAUAUGAAAGAAUUUGGAGUUCAUAAAGAUCUAAAUGUUUAUAAAAUGUUAUUAGAUAUUUUCCCAAAAGGAACUAUGAUACCAAGAAAUAUGUUUCAAUCAAUGUUUAUGCAUUAUCCAAAACAUCAAUAUUGUGCUGUUGAUAUUUUAGAACAAAUGGAAAAUAAUGGAGUUAUUCCUGAUCCUGAAAUGGAAUCAAUGUUAUUGAACAUAUUUGGCAGACAUGGAAUACCUACAGAAAAAUAUUGGAAAAUGAUGUAUUGGUUACCAAAAUUCAAAAAUUUAAAUCCAUGGCCUGUACCAAAACCUAUACCUGAUGAUGUAUUAGAAUUGGCUAAACUUGCGAUGAUUAAGAUUUCUUCUGUUGAUGUACGAAGUUCAAUUACAGUCUACGAUACUAUUGAGAUUGAAAAUUCUAUUGAAGAAACUUGGAUUGUAUCUGCUAUUGCUCCAAAACAAAGUGAAUUACUUAUACAGCAUAAUAAAAAAAUUCCAAUUUAUGUAGAAGGCCCGUUUCGAAUUUAUGUUGCUAUAAAGGCUGUAGAUUAUUUUGUUUUAAAAACAAAACCACCAAUAUGUAGAAAAUAUCCAGAAUAUGAACCAGAUGCUGUUGACAAAAUACAGAAUCCUUAUUUAAGCAGAAAAUCUAAGGAUAUAAUAUUGCCACCAAGUGUACAUGAACAAGUUGAUGCUACUAUUUUUGCUAUUUGUGCUACUGGAACAUCUUCACAUGAUUCACUCUUGUCUUGGAUUAGAUUCUUGCAAAAUGAAAAUCCUGUAUUAGCUGAAAUUCCCAUUGUCUUUACUCUUAAAACUUCUUCUAAUGAAAAAUUGUUUAUUGAAAGUAAUAAGCCAAAACUACCUUCUGACGCAUUAAAGAAUAAUAAUGAUAACGAACUGUUACAAGGAUAA